Messenger RNA from Leptosia nina, 534 nucleotides. Lineage: Eukaryota; Metazoa; Arthropoda; Insecta; Lepidoptera; Pieridae. The record is from the annotation of a GenBank genome assembly.
AUGCUAUAUCGAGCAAUAAAUGGAGAUACUGCUGGUCCUGAACGCAGAGAAGAUCCAGGAAUGGUUCCUCAUGCCCCACAUGGACCCCAUCGUUAUGAAGGUCCACCUACACCUUGCCCCGCUCGAGUAGAAUACGCUACACCGGUAUUCGCUAGAAACUACCAAGGAGUAUGGCGUUAUGUUGUCCAAAUACCCUAUGAAGGCUACUUUACACAAACUGUGGAGGUCACACGGUGCAUGCAGUCUCGGUGCCAUUAUCUAGAAGGCGGUUGCCUCAGUUCUCCCCGUUGGGUGUCUCUUCUCGUCGCUGAACUCCAUUAUCCGCCAACACAGCAUGAACAGGAUUAUCAACAAUACCCUGGUCAAACGGGUGAAGUCACCACUGAGAAGCCAAUGCAUUGCGAUGGGCACGAUGAACUAGGCUGCUAUCAGGUACGUUUAUACUACGACUGGUUCUUAGUUCCUGGCUCAUGCAAGUGUUGGAGACCAGACUAUUUUGCGCGGUACGUCAGACGCAGACAUAACGAACUGUAA